AUGUCUUUGGGAGAGGACCUGCUCAAGAUCGUCAACAAGCUCCAGGACUUGGUCUUCAACACCAUCGGCAAUGAUUCCCUGGACUUGCCGCAGAUUGUCGUAGUCGGCUCGCAGUCCUCCGGCAAGUCAUCGGUGCUCGAGAACAUUGUUGGCAGAGAUUUCCUCCCCCGUGGCAGCGGCAUCGUCACUCGUCGCCCGCUCGUGCUCCAGCUCAUCAACAUCCCCAGCGACAGCGACAAGCCCGAGGGCGACGAGGUCCACAUCCCACACACCCCUGCCAGCGUCGCAAGCCAGGACGAAUGGGCCGAGUUCCUGCACAUUCCGGGGAGAAAGUUCUUCGACUUCGGCGAAGUGAGGCGCGAGAUCGAGAAUGAGACGGCAAGAAUAGCGGGCAACAACAAGGGCAUCAAUCGCCAGCCCAUCAAUCUCAAGAUCUACUCGCCCCAUGUGCUGAGUCUGACUCUUGUCGAUUUGCCCGGUCUGACCAAGGUGCCCAUCGGAGACCAGCCGACGGAUAUCGAGAAGCAGACGAGGAACCUCAUCACCGAGUACACUGCGAAGCCGAACAGCAUCGUCCUUGCAGUGUCGCCUGCCAAUGUCGAUCUGGUGAAUUCUGAAGCGCUCAAGCUCGCGCGCCAUGUGGAUCCCAUGGGUCGCCGCACCAUCGGCGUGCUCACCAAACUGGACUUGAUGGACCACGGAACCAAUGCGCUCGACAUUCUUUCCGGUCGCGUGUACCCGCUGAAACUUGGCUUCAUUGGUGUCGUCAAUCGCUCGCAGUACGACAUUCAGGAGAACAAAUCUCUCUCCGACGCUCUGCAGGCCGAGCGCGACUUUUUCAAGCAGCACCCGGCGUACAGGAACAUGGCGAACCGCUGCGGUACUGAGUUCCUGGCCAGGACCUUGAACACCACGCUGAUGGCGCAUAUCCGCGAGCGGCUGCCCGACAUCAAGGCUCGUCUCAACACCUUGAUGGGCCAGACGCAGCAGGAGCUCGCCAGCUACGGUGAUGCUGCCUUCAUUGGCAAGGAACACCGCGGCUCUCUGGUGCUGCAGCUUAUGACGCGUUUUGCUUCAUCCUUCAUCUCUUCCAUCGACGGUACUUCCUCGGAGAUCUCCACCCGGGAGCUUUGCGGUGGAGCCAGAAUCUACUACAUCUUCAACUCGGUUUUUGGAAACUCUCUCGACACCAUCGAUCCCACCCAGAACCUGUCCACGCUGGAUAUCAGGACUGCGAUUCGUAACUCGACAGGUCCUCGGCCCAGUCUGUUCGUGCCAGAGAUGGCUUUCGACCUGCUUGUGAGGCCUCAGAUCAAGCUUCUUGAGCCUCCGAGUCAGCGUUGCGUUGAGCUCGUCUACGAGGAGCUGAUCAAGAUCUGCCACACUUGCGGCUCCAACGAGCUCAGCCGUUACCCGCGCCUUCAGGCUAAGUUGAUCGAAGUAGUUUCCGAUCUGCUGCGUGAAAGACUCGGCCCCUCCUCUACCUAUGUGGAAUCUCUCAUCUCGAUUCAGCGCGCGUACAUUAACACCAACCACCCCAACUUCCUUGGCGCGGCUGCUGCUAUGUCCUCUGUCAUUCAAGACAAGCAGGAGAAGGAGAGGAAGAUGGCCGUAUUAGAGGAAAAGAAGAAGAGAGAAAAGAAGCGCUUGAGGGAGCUGAAUGGCGUCAACGGGACGGAAACGCCGGAAGACCAACAGGAUGAGACAGAAGCCCCUGGGGAAAAAGCCGCCAAUCUGACCAUCCGCGGCCACUCCAGCAAGAACAGCAGGAGCAUGUCUCCGGCUGUUGGGCGCGCUACUCCCUCCGGAAUUGCAAGCGCACUGAAUGGUGCUCGUGGAGCCUCGCCGCCUAGGUUCCAGCAACCUGGGUCCACCAAGGAUAGCUUCUUGAACUACUUCUUCGGUAAGGAGGGCGGUUUGCCCAUGCCGAACACUCCACCGAACCCUAUGCUGGACACGCGUCCCGGCAGCAGGCACGUUAUGCAGAGCCAAGAACCCAGCUUUGCUGGAAGCUUUAGGAGAGGCGACAACCACACAGUCGAGCGCCCUCCCAUCUUUGAUGUUAGCCAAGACGAACCCGAACCUACGUUCCCCCGGAAUGAUUAUGACAGCCCAUUCCCUGGAGAACCGGAGCCUCCUGCGCUUACCGAGCGCGAAGCGUUGGAAACGGAGCUCAUUCAACGUCUUAUCUCGUCCUACUUCAACAUCGUUCGCGAGACCAUUGCCGACCAAGUGCCGAAGGCUGUCAUGCAUCUUUUGGUCAACUUCUCCAAGGACUCGAUCCAAAACAGGCUGGUCAGCGAACUCUACAAGGAGUCCCUGUUUGAGGAGCUUUUGUACGAGGACGACGCCAUCAAGUCGGAACGUGAGAAGUGCGAGAAGAUGCUCAAGAUGUACAAGGAGGCCGCUGCCAUCAUUGGCGAAAUUCGGUAG
Diplodia corticola is the source of this 2433-nucleotide messenger RNA. Its product is annotated as dynamin central region. Gene Ontology annotation, molecular function: GTP binding; GTPase activity; microtubule binding. The transcript has 4 exons. Gene Ontology annotation, cellular component: mitochondrion; peroxisome; cytoplasm. The record is from RefSeq and is a predicted model, not a curated record. Bases 1 to 2433 code for a protein of 810 amino acids. Gene Ontology annotation, biological process: mitochondrial fission; peroxisome fission. NCBI's taxonomy places the organism in Eukaryota, Fungi, Ascomycota, Dothideomycetes, Botryosphaeriales, Botryosphaeriaceae.